CCCCCAGGCCAUCGUGAAACCUAGUAAGAUGUGCGGCACGACGCCUCAUCCGACGUCCCCUAUUUCUCGCACGAAAGUUCGGACGACGGAAAAUGAAGUACACUCCUAGUCUCCAUUCAUCUGACUCUUUUAUAUAUGCCCGAGGACCGGAAGGUGAGACUAGAGGGCGAGCUCGUGGAGUCGUGGAGAAGGUCGCCAUGGGAAGUGGGAGUGGAGUUCUUGCGAUCGUUAUCUUGUUUUCGAUUGUUUUGGUUUCUACGGUGGUUUCUGCGGAGGGUGAUGGCUUGAUCAGAGUCGGGCUGAAGAAGAAACCGAUGGACCAGAACAGCCGGCCGGCUGCGAGGUUGGUGGAGAAGGAGGGGAAGCCCCUGGUGGCAGGCAAGUAUGGCCUUCGAGGCGGUCUCGGGAACGGGGACGAGACGGACAUCGUAUCGCUCAAGAACUACAUGAACGCGCAGUACUUCGGAGAGAUUGCAAUCGGGACCCCGCCGCAGAAGUUCACUGUGAUUUUUGACACCGGAAGCUCGAAUCUUUGGGUUCCAUCUUCCAAGUGCUAUUUCUCGAUUGCUUGCCUUUUCCAUUCGAGAUACACGUCAACCCGGUCAAGCACCUAUCGGAAGAAUGGAAAGCCUGCAGAUAUUCAUUAUGGAACAGGAUCAAUUUCUGGUUUCUUUAGCCAAGACCAUGUUACAGUUGGUGACCUAGUUGUCCAAGACCAGGUCUUCAUUGAAGCCACUAGGGAGCCAAGCAUCACUUUCUUAGUUGCAAAAUUUGAUGGCAUACUCGGACUUGGGUUUAAAGAAAUCUCAGUUGGGAAUGUAGAGCCUGUCUGGUACACUAUGGUUAAUCAAGGUCUCAUCAAGGAACCAGUUUUCUCUUUCUGGUUUAAUCGACAUGCAGAUGAAGGGGAGGGAGGUGAGAUUGUAUUUGGUGGAGUUGACCCAAAUCAUUUUAAGGGUAAACACACAUACGUCCCUGUGACUCAGAAAGGUUACUGGCAGUUUAACAUGGGAGAUGUCCUUAUUGGUAACCAAUCAACUGGAUUCUGUUCUGGAGGUUGUGCAGCAAUUGCUGAUUCUGGAACUUCUUUGAUUGCUGGUCCAACAACCAUUAUUGCAGAAAUUAAUCAAAAGAUUGGAGCUUCUGGUGUUGUUAGCCAAGAGUGCAAAGCUGUUGUUGCUCAAUAUGGGCAAGAGAUUCUGGAUAUGCUCUUGUCAGAGACACAACCAGCAAAAAUUUGCUCUCAUAUUGGCCUAUGCACCUUUGAUGGAACCCAUGGAGUUAGCGUGGGCAUUGAGAGUGUGGUGAAUGACAAUGGGGAUCUAUCAGCUGGUCUUCAGAGUGAUGCUAUGUGCACUGCUUGUGAGAUGGCAGUUGUGUGGAUGCAGAAUCAGCUGAAACAGAAUGAGACUCAAGAACUCAUAUUGAAUUAUAUCAAUGAGCUAUGCGAGCGACUGCCUAGUCCCAUGGGAGAAUCAUCUGUGGACUGUGCUAGCCUUGCUUCUAUGCCUUCUGUUUCUUUCACUAUCGGUGGUAAAUCAUUUGAGCUCACACCAGAGCAGUACAUUCUGAAGGUUGGUGAGGGUGCUGCAGCACAGUGCAUUAGUGGAUUCACAGCCUUGGAUGUACCUCCUCCUCGGGGUCCUCUGUGGAUUUUGGGAGAUGUCUUUAUGGGAGUCUACCAUACCGUGUUUGACUACGAGAACCUGAGAGUUGGAUUUGCAGAGGCAGCAUAAGAAACAGAUGCCUAUACACUGCUGGCAUCUCAAAACUUUGGGUUUUUACAUAUUUCAUAUAAGAAAGCAGAGUGAGUUUGUCUUCUGAGAUGUAAGACAACUAUAUAAAGGUUUCUCCUUUGUCUAUGUA
Molecule: messenger RNA, 1866 nt
Organism: Phoenix dactylifera (date palm)
Lineage: Eukaryota; Viridiplantae; Streptophyta; Magnoliopsida; Arecales; Arecaceae
Product: aspartic proteinase oryzasin-1-like
Biological process (GO): proteolysis; lipid metabolic process
Molecular function (GO): aspartic-type endopeptidase activity
Source: RefSeq, a predicted model, not a curated record